Molecule: messenger RNA, 1868 nt
Organism: Asparagus officinalis (garden asparagus)
Lineage: Eukaryota; Viridiplantae; Streptophyta; Magnoliopsida; Asparagales; Asparagaceae
Product: beclin-1-like protein
Exons: 10
Coding region: 55-1599 (514 amino acids)
Biological process (GO): cellular response to nitrogen starvation; autophagosome assembly; late endosome to vacuole transport
Cellular component (GO): phosphatidylinositol 3-kinase complex, class III, type II; phosphatidylinositol 3-kinase complex, class III, type I; phagophore assembly site
Source: RefSeq, a predicted model, not a curated record
CAACGCACAAAAAAGGAAACGUGAAGAGCAAAAGAAAACAGAAAGGAGACGACUAUGGUCGGAGACGCGAGCAGAAGCCGGAGACCGUCGCCGGCGCCUCCGUCGUUUCCCGUUGAUCCGAACCUACCUCGAUGGGUGUGCCAGAACUGCCGCCACUCUCUCUCCGUCGUCGGCGUCGAGUCCUACGCUGACAAGUUCUUCAACGAUCCCUCUCGAUCCGGGAUGCAAGCUUCGGUCCAAGGGAGUGUUUUGGGCUCUAGUCGAAUGGACCAGUCCUUUGUGGUUCUGUCAAAACAAAAGGCACAGGGCCAUGGUAUGCCUCCCCGCCCUCGAAGUGUGCCGUCGCAGCCUGAGGGUGGCCACUCUUCAAAGGCAAUGGAGGAAUCAUUUGUGGUGCUGCCUCCUGCUGCUGCGUCCAUGUACAAGAGUGAUUCUCCUUCAGAGGGUGGUGGAACUCAGUUGCCAGCUUCUGGUGUGAAUCAAAGUAGUAAUUUGCACCCAAAUGUUGCCGGGUUUCACUCCACCAUUACAGUAUUGAAUCGGGCAUUUGAUAUUGCCACUUCUCAGACACAGGUUGAGCAACCUUUAUGUUUGGAAUGCAUGCGAGUUUUGUCAGAUAAACUUGAUAAAGAGGUUGAAGAUGUGAAUAGGGAUAUUAAAGCUUAUGAAGCUUGUCUUGAACGUUCUGAGCUUGAGUCCUUCAAUGUUCUGAGUGAAGCUGAUUUUCUUCGUGAGAAGAUGAAGAUCGAGGAAGAAGAGAGGAGACUUCUAGCUGCAAUCGAAGAAGCAGAAAAGCAAUGCUCAGAAGUUAAAGCUGAAAAGCAAGAGUUGGAGUCAAAAUCUAAGGCCUUUAAAGAACUAGAGGAAAGGUAUUGGCAUGAAUUCAAUGACUUCCAGUUCCAGCUUAGCUCACAUCAGGAAGAAAGAGAUGCAAUUUUGGCGAAAAUAGAGGUAUCCCAGGCACAUCUGGAACUGCUGAAACGCACCAAUGUGCUGAAUGAUGCCUUCUUUAUUUGGCAUGAUGGGGAGUUUGGAACUAUUAACAAUUUCAGACUUGGUCGUCUUCCCAAGAUACCGGUGGAAUGGGAUGAAAUCAACGCUGCUUGGGGACAGGCAUGCUUGCUUCUUCACACAAUGGCUCAAUAUUUCAGACCAAAAUUUCCAUAUCGAAUCAAGAUUCUUCCAAUGGGGAGUUAUCCACGUAUAAUGGACAACAGCAACAACACUUAUGAACUAUUUGGUCCGGUAAACUUAUUUUGGAGCACACGGUAUGACAAAGCAAUGACAUUGUUCCUUACAUGCCUUAAAGAAUUCUCUGAGUUUGCACAUUUGAGAGAUCAAGAAAACAAUGUACCACCCGAUAAAUGUUUCAAACUUCCUUACAAGAUCGAGAAUGAUAAAGUGGAGAACUACACCAUCACACAGAGUUUCAAUAAGCAGGAGAAUUGGACGAAGGCCCUCAAAUACACACUCUGCAAUCUGAAAUGGGUGCUAUAUUGGUUUGUAGGGAACACGAAUUUCCAGCCUCUUUCUUCGAGUGGAUCGUAUCAUACUGAAGUUGCUGCCGUUGGAUCUCUAAAUGCCAAACAAUCUGCUUGACCUCAGAAGCUCAUUGCACGUGUAUAGAACUACACUAUGCGUUUGGCCUAAUAAUGUACAUAGUUUAUGGAAAUGGGAAUGUACGUGUAGAUUGUAUUAAAAGUUGGCAUUGUUAAAAGGAGGGUGCAUGCGGCUUCCCGGCUUCUUCAGAUCAAGCAAGGGGAUGAAUUCUUGUGGUUAUUUGUUAUUUACUUGUUUCUUUUUCUAGUUUUAAUGAGAAAAGGAAAAGUAAAGACGACGGAAAAAAAAAGUUUACAAUUUCUUUCUUA